Molecule: messenger RNA, 5442 nt
Organism: Paramuricea clavata
Lineage: Eukaryota; Metazoa; Cnidaria; Anthozoa; Malacalcyonacea; Plexauridae
Source: the annotation of a GenBank genome assembly
AUGGAGGAAAAAUUAGCAAGGGCUAAAGGCAGACACCUUGGUCUCGGCGCGUAUUUGAAAACUCUUUUAAGUGAAUUAAACGAGUAUGUUUCUUCGGAAAGCGGUGAUUGCGAGCAAUCUAAACUCCUUGGGUUGAGAAACAAUGUGGCUAGUAUCAUCGAACAAUUGGCGACUGUGCACAAUGAAAUAUUAUCCUUGAUAGAUCCAAAGGACAUUGAGCCGGAAAUUAUUCGUCACAUGAAAGCCUUAGAACCUAGUCACCAAGUUUUGGCAAAGGCGGAUUUGAAACUUGAAGAAAUUAAGCAAGGGCAAAGUAAUAUUAAUAGCACAAGUUAUUCCUUAGGUGCAGCCGGUUUAAGCACAAAUAGAAGUCCUGCGCAUUGUAAGCUGCCACAAUUAGCAUUACCAGAGUUUACGGGGGAACCCUUAGAUUGGCAGGGGUUCUGGGAUCAGUAUCAAGUGUCGAUCCACAGUAAUAUAAACAUAAGUGAUAUUGAUAAAUUCAAUUAUUUAAAAGGUUGUGUGAAAGGGGAAGCCCUUGCGGCUAUUUCAGGGUUGACUUUAACUUCAGAUAAUUAUCAGGAGGCAGUUCAGGUUUUAAAGGAUAGAUUUGGGAAUGAGCAGGUGCUCAUUUCUGCACAUAUGGAGUCUCUACUUAAAAUUAAUAAAAUUAAGUCAGUUGAUAACAUUAAGGGGUUAAGGAUGUUGUACAGUCAUGUUGAAAACUGUAUGAGGAACUUGAAAUCUCUUAAGCUUGACACCAGUGGGUAUGGCUCUCUUCUCAUUCCAAUUUUAAAGGACCGCUUGCCCGAUGAGAUUAAUAUGAUUAUUUCGAGACAGUUUUGUGGUAAAGUAUGGAACUUAGAUAAGGUUAUGGAAUUUUUUAACAAUGAGCUUCGUGCUCAAGAAGAUUGUAAUUUCUCAUUGAGUAAUAAAUCAGAUGGUAGAUCUGACAAUUUCAGGAAAAGGGAGCCCUAUACAGCAAGUGGGUUAUUCAGUCAAACUAGUAAAACCCCCUGUAUAUAUUGUAAUGAGGGGGGACAUCUUCCAUCUAGGUGUAGUAAGGUCUCGAAUCACCAUUCUCGGAAAGACAUAUUACGGAAAAAAGGGAGAUGUUUUAUUUGUUUAGAUUCGAGACAUAUAGCAAAAAAUUGUACGGCAACUUAUGUUUGUAAACGGUGCAACAAGGGUAAACACCACAUUUCCAUUUGUGAGGCAGCUUCGGGCAGACGAAAUGCAAGUAAGGAGAAUGGGAGCAAAGAGGAUGAGGAGAGUAGGGAAUUUGUAGGUCAUACUGGCUGUGACCAGCAGGGAAUAUUAUUACAAACAGCUAGAGUACAGGUCUAUGAUGAGGAGAAUAUUGGUACUCAAGUAGCUACCAGGAUUUUGUUUGAUAGUGGAAGCCAGCGGUCUUACAUUUCUGAUAAGGUUAGAGCUAGGUUGCAGUUAAAGUCGAUCAGGUCAGAAAAGGUCAUAAUUAAGACCUUUGGUCAGGACAAUGAUAGCAAGGUUAAGAGACUAGAUGUCGUUCAGGUCAAAGUCAAGAAUAAAUCUGAUUCUAGGUGCACCAGUGUUGAGGCUUUAUGUGUUCCCACAAUUUGCAGCCCUCUUACUAACCAAUAUAUCUCAAAAACGCAUGAUUUGGAAGAAUUUGAGGACUUGGAAUUGGCUGACCAUGAAGGCGAUUCUCCAAACCUCCCAGUAGGAAUUUUAAUCGGGGUAGAUUAUUACCACACGUUCAUGACAGGAAAGGUUGUGCGAAGUAAGGCGGGUCCAGUAGCAUGCGGAACUAAGGUGGGAUGGGUAGUAAGUGGCAAAAUUGGGACAGGUCCUCCUGACCUGCAUUGUUUCGAGACCCAUAUCCUACGUGCCUCAGUUGAAUGUAAAGAAACAUCAGACGCUUUACGACAAGUUUUAGAUAAAUUUUGGUCCGUGGAGACUAUAGGCUCCUCCAGUGACUGUGUGGUCAGUCAGUUUGAAAAUGACAUAGGGCACGACGGGACCCGAUAUGUAACGAAAUUACCCUUUAAGCCAGACCAUGAGCAGCUGCCAGACAACUUUAGUGUAUGUGAAGGGCGUUUAACAUCUCUAAAACGGCGUUUAACAUCCAAAGGAAUUCUCAGGGAGUAUGAUACGAUCUUUACAGAGUACGAGAAAAACGGAAUAAUUGAACGCGUUCCUUCACAUGAGAUUGCUGGGGAAGUAGGUGGGGUCCAUUAUCUCCCGCAUCGACCGGUCGUGCGUGAGGACAAGCAGACUACGAAAAUUCGGGCAGUUUUCGACGCUUCGUGUCAGGUUAACGGCCCCUCACUUAACCAAUGUUUGUAUUCAGGACCAAAUCUUAUUGCCAAGAUAUUUGACAUCCUAGUGAGAUUUAGGCUUAAUAAGAUAGGCAUCCUAGCAGAUAUAAAACAGGCGUUCCUUAACAUCGCUAUAUCUAGGGAGCAUAGAGAUUUUGUACGGUUUUUGUGGUAUGACCUCAAUUCUAAAGAGGAAAAAAUAAUCACUUACAGAUUUUUACGGGUAGUUUUUGGACUAACGAGUAGUCCUUUCUUGUUAAACGCGACGUUGAGGCACCACCUUAGCAAGUAUGUAGAGAAGGAGAAUGCAGUCGUAGAGCGUAUUCGCGAGGAUUUGUACGUAGAUGAUUUGGUUAGUGGAGGCGAUAGCGUUGGUACAGCUAAGGAAAUAUAUGAGACUAGUAAAGCCAUUAUGCUAGAGGGAGGGUUUGAAUUACGUAAGUGGGUAACUAACGAUCCAGAACUUCGAGCAUAUAUUUCAUCGACAAUGGGUGACAAACCUAAUUCCCAACCCCUAGGGGAAGAUCUUACUUAUGUCGAGGUAAUGUCGCCUAAUUUAGUUACGCCAAAUCAGGCUGUCUUAGGUGUUGCGUGGGAUACCAUCACGGAUGAGUUUGUUUUUCAGUUCGAUAAUUUCUUGAGCAAAUGUGCGAGCCUGAAGCAAACCAAGCGGAAUUUACUGAGUGCAUCGGCCUCAAUUUUCGAUCCAUUGGGUGUGAUUGCUCCCGUCACCGCCAGAAUCAAAACAAUAUUUCAGUUGUUAUGUAAAGACAAAUUAAAUUGGGAUGACCUUAUCCCACCGGCACUUGCGUCAAUUUGGAACAAGUUUUUAGAUGAAUUAAAAUCUCUGCGGGAAGUAAGACAACCUCGGUUUGUUUUUCAUUUAAAUUUUCAUUCCGGAAUCCGAGUUGAACUUCACGGGUUUUGUGAUAGUUCAAAAGAAGUCUAUAGUGCGGUCAUUUAUCUGCGGUUUGUUUGCAGUAAAAGUGCAAAAGUGUCUUUUUUGGCGGCGAAAACCAAGGUGGCGCCUUUAAAAACCCUUACUAUUCCCAGGUUGGAACUAUUGGGGUGUUUGUUAUUGAGCAAGUUGAUCAAUGAGGUUGUACUUGGUAUACGAGGGCGUGUAGAGUUGGAUGAAAUAUUCUGUUGGUCGGAUUCAGAGGUGGCGUUGAGUUGGAUAAGGGGAAAGGAGCGAAGCUGGGAACCUUGGGUGGAGAAUAGAGUUGUCACCAUUAGAAAGGUUGUCGAUCGUGAGCGGUGGAAUUUUGUUAAAGGAGAACUGAAUCCUGCAGAUAUCCCCACUAGGAUAUCAACUAGUCUAGUUGAGUGUUUCUCAGGAUGUUGGUUUACUGGUCCUUCGGUGUUGUUGUCUCAACCUUCUGCAUACAGAGGCGAGAGAAGUGAUACCCUUUGUGAUCAAACGUCUUUGGGCGGGAAGGUUGUGGAAGAGGUUAGUCAUUCUUCUGAUGUUCUUUUCAACAACGCGACACGGAAUGACAUAUCAGGCGAAACGUGUUCAUUGUCUGAUGUCAUAGACUGCACUCGGUAUAGCUCGUUGAACAAGUUGGUUGUCACCACUGGUUACGUGAUAAGAUUCUUGAACAAUUUGCGAAAACGAACGAAGAACCAUGGAAACUUAAUCACGGAGAACGUUCUAACGGCUGACGAAUACGAGCAAGCGUUACACAUGUGGAUUAAAGAAGAACAAUCUCUGAUAAAGGGACAAUCAAAUUUUGCUAACGUUUGUGCUUCAUUGAAUUUGUUCGAAGACAAAGACGGAUUUUUACGGUUAAAGGGACGGUUCGCUAAUUCUAAUCUGCGGUACCAAGACCAGCAUCCAAUGAUAUUACGAGGAAACGAAAGCUAUUUCACACAAUUAGUCAUUUGGGACGCGCAUAAGGCGAGUAUGCACCACGGAGUGGAGUCGACAUUGGCAAGAGUACGGUCAAACUACUGGAUUGUGAAAGGGAGAAAAAGUGUCAAGGAAGUCCUCAGAAAAUGUGUGAUUUGCAAACGGUACCAAGGAAAGCCGAUGUGUGCUCCUGCUAGUCCUGAUCUGCCACAGUGUAGAAUCGAUCAUUCGGGAUUCGCGUUUCAAGCGACGGGCUUGGAUUUUGCUGGACCGUUGUUUGUGAAAGAUGGUGCAGAAACGGUCAAGACGUACAUUCUACUGCUAACGUGUGCCACAAGCAGAGCGAUCCACCUCGAACUGGUCUACUCGAUGUCAAGUGACGGAUUUUUGCGAGGAUUUCGGAGAUUUGUAGCUCGUAGGGGUGUGCCGGAUGUCAUUAUCAACGACAACUUUAAGACUUUCAAGUCAGCGGAGGUCAAACGAUUCAUGUCAUAUCAAGGCAUUCGGCAACAGUUUAUUCUACCAGCGUCCCCAUGGUGGGGUGGCUUUUACGAGCGACUCGUCCGGACAGUUAAGGGUUGUUUAAAGAAGACUCUCGGGAGAGCAUAUACGACAUUCGAAGAGCUGCAGACAAUCUUGUGCGAAGUAGAAGUGGCAAUCAACAAUCGGCCACUUACGUAUGUCAGCGAGGAUGAUUUGGACGAACCUUUGACGCCAUUCCACCUGAUGUACGGUCGAGGCUACUGCAAUCGGAUGAAAAACACGGAUACCAUACUUACGGCGAGCCUUGGACAGUACAAACAGCGGUUGAAACACUUACGGAAAAUAUUGAGAGAUUGUUGGACGCGGUUUCGAAGGGAAUAUUUGAACGAGCUGAGACAAAUGAACCUCUACCGGAAAAGGAAAACCAAUACGCGAGGUCUGACCGUUGGUGAUGUUGUUUUGAUUAAAGAGGAUGAACCAGCACCUCGGGCACAGUGGAGGAUUGGAAGAGUCUUGCAGCUGGUGAAAGGACGUGAUGGACUGGUCAGGGGAGCUAAAUUGAAGGUUCUAUCAAAGAGUGGAUCUCAGUCGUCGGUUCACAGACCGUUACAAAAGCUAAUACCUUUCGAGAUCGUCCAGGAUGACGUCGACAAGCAUGAAGGGGAUGACAACGAUAGGAACGCAGAACAGCAUAACACGACUGAGACCGAGUCAAGAGCGGAUGAGCGAAAAGGAAGUAGAAGACCAACGAGGAAGGCAGCGAUCGAUGGAGAAAACUUGCGGAGAAUUCGCGAACAGUAUACAUAG